AUGACCUCUUCACCGCAAGAAAGCGACCUUCACAAGAAAGAUGUCCUCACGCUGGAGAACAUCGAGUCAAACGAGAAAGCUGGUGAGAUAGUUGACUAUUCGCCCGAGGAACUGAGAAAAGUCGUCAGAAAACUGGAUUUCAACCUCAUGCCACUAUGUUUCCUCCUAUACACGUUUUCUGUGCUGGAUAGGUCCAAUCUAGGAAACGCAAAACUAGUCGGACUGAAAGACGAUAUCGAUCUAUCCGGCGACCGGUACGAAUGGCUCGGCAACAUCUUCUACAUCGCCUACAUCAUCUUCCAAUUCAACACCCUAGGAUGGAAACUAUUCAAACCACACAAAUGGGUCGCAUUCGUCGUGAUGUACUGGGGUAUUGCCAGUACUCUACAAGCAGCAGCGUUUAACUGGAGUGGAUUGAUGGCCUGUCGAUUCUUCCUCGGAUGGGCCGAGACCAUGUUCGGCCCGGGAAUUCCGCUAUACUUCUCUUUCUUUUAUCCCCGCGACAAGGUGGGGAGGAGAUUCGGGAUCUUCCUCGCUGGCUCUGCGCUGGCAAAUGCAUAUGGAGGCGCUUUGGCCUACGGGCUUGGUCAUGUACAUUCAACCAUCUCCAGCUGGCGGUUUUUGUUCAUUAUCGAGGGUGUCCCGACUGUUUUACUUGCCGUUGUUGCCUGGUUUUAUUUCCCGGAUUCACCAUCCCAGGCCCGGUUUUUGACUCCCAGAGAGCGAGAGAUUGCUCAGGCAUAUGCGAAUAACCAGCCUGGGGAUUACAAACAUGAGGGCUUGCAAUGGAGCCAGCUAGGGGAUGCUUUCAAGGACUAUCGGAACUAUUUAUUUGCACUGCAGAAUUUCUGCAAUAACGUCAGCUUCGCCUCUCUCCCAUUAUUCCUACCAACCAUCGUAUCGGAAAUGGGAACCUUCACCGAAGUCGAAUCAAACGGAAUCACCGCACCACCUUAUCUCCUAUGUUUCAUCCUAAUAAUCGUGGUCUCAAUAAUAUCCGAUAAGCUCCGAAUGCGCGGCCCCUUCGCCGCAUUAUUCGCCGUCCUCUCGGUAAUCGGCUUCAUAUUACUUGGCACAACCGAUACCGUCGGGCCACGAUAUCUGGGAACAUUCUUUGCAGUCAUGAUAUUCGUGACAACCUCAUUGGUGUUAAUAUGGAACUCGAAUACGAAUUCUACGGGCUCAAAGAAGGCCGGCGGAUUGUGGAUCAUGAUGACCGUUGGACAGUGUGGGCCGUUGCUCGGUACGAAUGUCUUCCCUGAUGCGGACAAGCCGUAUUACCGGAAGGGAUCGUGGAUAUGCUGUGCUUUCGCACUCUUAUCGGCUGCCACGGCUUCUACCUUGAGUUUCUUGCUUUGGCGGGAGAAUAAGCGACGGGAUCGGAUUUAUGGACCUGUCAGGGAGGGGACUCAAGUUGAUAUGACUUCUGCAGAAAGCCAGGAGGCGAACUUAAGAUAUAUCAUCUAG
Molecule: messenger RNA, 1467 nt
Organism: Penicillium salamii
Lineage: Eukaryota; Fungi; Ascomycota; Eurotiomycetes; Eurotiales; Aspergillaceae
Source: the annotation of a GenBank genome assembly